Molecule: messenger RNA, 3513 nt
Organism: Cynara cardunculus var. scolymus (artichoke)
Lineage: Eukaryota; Viridiplantae; Streptophyta; Magnoliopsida; Asterales; Asteraceae
Product: glutamic acid-rich protein-like
Exons: 3
Coding region: 1-3513 (1170 amino acids)
Source: RefSeq, a predicted model, not a curated record
AUGGGGGUUGAAUUGGUGAGAAAGUACGGUAAUAUUGCAAUGAGAAGUUGUUAUAUAUCAGCUUUGAGGCAUCCAUUCUUGGUUGUUAUGGUUUUUCAUUUGAUUUGGAUGUAUCGAUCAUUUCCUUUAUUGUUUUCUCUUUUGGUGUAUGCUUCUCCUGUUAUUGUAUCCACUGCUAUUUUACUUGGAACUUUAUUAUUCUUGGGUCAUCAAAAUGUACCCAAAAUCUCAAAAGAAGGAAAACCACACCAUCAUGAUACCCACAAUCAGAAAAAUGUGGUUCUAGGAGAUACAGAAAUUGAUGGGAGCUCUAGUUGUGAGGAACUCCAUGGGGUGAUAAGUGAAAAUGCGAAAACUUGUGCUGUUAAUAAUAUCAAGAUUAAUGUUGGUCAUUCUAGUAUGCAAAUUGAUAAAAAAGGAAGCUCAAUUGACGGUAGUGAUUCAAAGAUGAGUAAACAAUUAAGAAAGAGUGAAGUGGGCAAUGCAGGUGAAGAAAAUGUUGUUUUGUCUCAGCAUAAGAUUUCAGAGGGCAAAAAUACUAAAUUGAAAAAUAGUGACAAAUUACAGGGGAAUUCAAUUGACCCCCCAAGUUCUGCUCUAGGUUUGUUGUGGAAAUAUGGUGAAAAACAUAGAGAUGAAGAUAAUAAAGGGUGGGAGACGGGAUCUGAACUUGCUGAGAGUUCCUCACCAAGUGCUUCAGUGGCUGAUAUCUUUCCAAUGCUUGAUGCACUUCAUCCUGAAGUUCCUCAGCACACUCACAUGUCUAAUGUUAGCACAGAUGUUGCUUCAGAUCAUUCUCUCGAAUCGACUGACGUCAUUAAUGACACAGAUGAUUAUGAUGAUGACGAUGAUGAUGAUGAUCAAGAAGAAGAUAUACAAGUUAAAGAUGAUGAAGAGGAAGGAGAAGCAAAUAUAGACAAAGAGGACGAGACCAAUAUUACAUGGACAGAGGACGACCAAAAGAAUCUCAUGAAUUUGGGAACAUCGGAGGUAGAGAGAAACCAACGUUUGGAGACACUUAUUGCUAGACAAAAGGCACUAAAAAACAUGAGAAUUCUGGCUGAAAAGAAUAUGGUAAAGUUAAGUCCUGAUAUUCCUUUUAAUGCCACUCUUAUUUCAACUACUAGAAAAAAUCCUUUUGAUCUUUCUUACGAUUCUAAUGCACAUAUUCUUGGGUCAACUUCCUCUGUUAUGGUUCCAAUAAGAAAUCAUUUUGAUCUUCCUUAUGACCCAAGUGGAGAGAAACCUGAUACAGAAAGGGCCAUUUUUCAAUCUAACUCCAUACCCUUUCAAUCAAACCUUCCAUUCAGUCGUCCCCAUGAGAGUUUUGAUGUGGAUCCUUCAGCUUCAGUUGCUUCCACGCAAUUAGGACCAUACUCUGUACAUGAACGCAUGAAUCCAGACGUGACAAACUAUUCUUCCAUGCAUAGACAAAAGGGUGAAAUUAGUGACUCUAAGCUGAGCUCUACACCUGAUACAGAAUCAACAAAUUCAACUGAUGAUGUGGAACAUAAGAACCAUACUAAAGAUGACUCUUCUCGAGAAGCUGAUUUCACUCCUGUAAAAGAUCAUUAUCAUACUACUAAGGCAAGUGAACAUGUUAGUAAGAGAAACCAGUUGUCUGAAGAUGAUGACACUAUGAAGCUCUAUCAGGUUGCAGAUGAUGGCAUACCAGACGAGGUUAAAACAAGUGUCAUGGAUGAGGAAGAUAAUCAAGAGAAAACUAGCAGCAAUUGGAGCUCAUCACCAUUGUCUGAUGUCACUGAUCACAUAUAUGACGAGAAACAAGGUGAUAAAAACUUUGAAUCAGUUCCAAAAACAAAUUAUUUUGAGGGUCCUGAAAAGUCUGAUAUGCAAAUGGAUAUAUUCAAAAGGCACCAGUCGCCACCAACUAAGUAUGCUGAAUAUCAACACGAGGCUAUACCAGAUAACAAAGAACAACAAACGACUGACAACAAAUCCUCCCAUCACAAGGGCACUUACGAGGAGAAAAUUAUAUCCCCACCAGAGGAAUUGUCUUCACGGGAUAGAUCCGUAAACAAGCCAGCUAGGUAUGCUGAAGAUCAGAAUGUGGUUAUACCUAAUAAUAAAGAACAACAGUCGACUGUAAAGGCUUCCAAUCCCAAGGGAACUUCUGAGGAGAAAAUUAUAUCCCAACCGAAGGAAUUGUCUUUAAUAGAUAGAUCCCUGGAUAAGCCAACUAGCUUUGUUGAAGAUCGAAAUGAGGUUGUACCAGAUAAUAAAGAGCAACAAUUGACUGUAAAGGCAUAUUCUCAUCCUAAGGAUAUUUCAGAAGAAAAAAUUACAUCUCAACCAGAAGAAUUGUCUUUAACGGAUAAAUCCAUGGACAAGACAACUAGGUAUGUUUCAGAUCUAAAUGUGGUUGUACCUAAUAAUAAAGACCAACAGUCAACUGUAAAGGCAUCUUCCCAUCACAAGGGCACUUUUGAGGAGAAAAACAUAUCCCAACCAGAGGAAUUGUCUUUAACAGAUAGAUCCCUAGACAAGCCAACUAAGUAUGCUGAAGAUCAAAAUAAGGUUGUACCAGAUAAUAACGAGCAACAAUCGACUGUAAAUACAUCUUCCCAUCAUAAAGGCACUUCUGAGGAUAAAAAUGUAUCACAACUAGAGGAAUCAUCUUUAAUAGAUAGAUCCCCAGACAAGCCAACUAGGUUUGUUGAAGAUAAAAACGAGGUUGUACAAGAUAAUAAAGAGCAACAAUCGACUCUAAAUGCAUCUUCCCAUCACAAGGGCACUUAUGAAGAGAAAAAUACAUCCCAACCAGAGGAAUUGUCUGUAACUAAUAGAUUCACAGACAAAACAUCUAGAUAUGAUGAAGAUCAAAAUAUGGAUGUACCUGACAAUAAAGAACAACAUUCAACUAUAAAGGCAUCUUUCCAUGACAAUGGCACUUCUGAGGAGAAAAUUAUAUCUCGAUCAGAGGAAUUGUCUUUAACAAAUAGAUCUGCGGAUAAGACAAGUACGUAUGUUGAAGAUCAAUAUGUAGUUGUACCCGAUAACAAAGAUGAACAACCGAAUGUCAUAUCUCCCCAUCACGAUGGCACUUUUGUGGAUAAAGUUAUAGUUCAACCAGAGGAAAUGUCUUCAGAAAAGCCAUUGACACAAGAUUCUAAAGAGUUGCAGAUCCAAGAGCAGGGGAAGCAGGUUUCACCCAACAACAACUCUGCAUCAACUACUGAAUCGACUGAAGUUGAAGUUUCUAGUAUGGGAACUAAAACGCCACCAUCUCCGAAAUAUCCAAGUAAGACGAACAUGAUAUACAAUGAUCAUGCGAAUGAGAAGGACGACAUAUCAGUGAAAUCAGACAUUGGGGAUUCCAGUGUUUAUGAAUCUGGAUUUGAUUCAGAUACAGACCGUUCUGAAAAUGCCAACACUGAGUUUGCAAGUGCUUCAGAAUCUGAAAUGAGUAGAACUAAUGAACCAAUGUUUCCCCGGAGGAUAACGCAAGUGCCACAAGAUCUAGCAUCAUGGCUAACCGGAUGGAGGGUAUGA